This is a messenger RNA of Dufourea novaeangliae, 529 nucleotides long. RefSeq names its product 40S ribosomal protein S27 (gene RpS27). Bases 197 to 454 code for a protein of 85 amino acids. NCBI's taxonomy places the organism in Eukaryota, Metazoa, Arthropoda, Insecta, Hymenoptera, Halictidae. The transcript has 2 exons. Gene Ontology annotation, biological process: ribosomal small subunit assembly; translation. Gene Ontology annotation, molecular function: RNA binding; structural constituent of ribosome. Gene Ontology annotation, cellular component: cytosolic small ribosomal subunit; ribosome. The record is from RefSeq and is a predicted model, not a curated record.
UAAUAUCAGCAAUGAUCUAAAAUAUUAUGAUUUAGUAAUGUCAAUUGUAUGAGUUGGCUACAAUGAAUUAUUAUUGGGGACUUUGUCGGUCUAAAAUCUGUCGGAACCUAUCCUUUUCAGUUCAUAACGUUGUUACGCGAACACGUGGUUAAGUGUGUAAUUAUUGAAUUUAAAGUGAAAUAAAUACGCAAUCACAAUGCCCCUUGCUAAAGAUUUUCUUCAUCCAAGUCCAGCUGAAGAAAAAAGGAAACAUAAAUUGAAGAGGCUUGUGCAGAAACCAAAUAGCUAUUUUAUGGAUGUCAAAUGCCCUGGAUGUUAUGCCAUCAAAACCAUCUUCUCACAUGCACAAAUAUCAGUGGAAUGUGAUGGUUGUCGCACGAUACUCUGCACACCCACAGGUGGUAAAGCACGAUUAACUGAAGGUUGCUCUUUCAGAAGGAAGGUUCAAUGCUAAUAUCACAAUGAUUAAGACAAUAUAAUGUACACAUUUCUCUUUAUAUUCAAGAAAUAAACAUAAUUACUAUAUAAA